AUGGAAUUCGAGGGUAGAAACCUUGCUGGUGAGCUGUUGUUAGACCUCAGGCAAUGUCUGAAUGCAACAGGAGACGAAAAAUAUUGUACGGCGUUUCUACCAUUUGAAGUACAGCAAAAGUCCGAAAAUCUUACUUCUUCAUGGUUGCCUAUAACCCAAGUAGGAACUACUUCUCAAUUUGCUUGCCUAAGCCUCCUUCUUCUUCUGACCAUGACCCCCUCUGUUCCGCCGACAACGAUCAAUAGUGCCAUUGUUGCAGCGAUCUUCUCCUGUCUAUAUGUCAGUCUUGCUAUCACUCGAUUCAUGCACGAACCACCAGUAUUAACCGCUAAGAGUAUAAGGUCUUUCUGGUUGACAACAGUUCCUGAUGCAGUUGCAGCUCACAUCGUCUUCAUUCUCCUCAUCUGUUUUCUUCCUUGGCAAACUGUUAAGCUACACAUGCUGACUGAACAAUGGAUCAAAUUUAUUCUCAAAGCGAAGGUCGAGCUUACUCGAUGUCGUUUCGCCCUCGAAAAUCUUUUGGAAAAUAGAAUCCCCAGGACAUACAUGCAGAUGGAACCGAACAGAACACUAUCGGAGUCGACUGCAGAUUCAGCUAAUUUAUCCGAUCUUUUUCCUCCUAAAGAAAACUUAGCUACAGCAGUUAUUGCAAUCACCAUCCAUGGAAUUGGAAAAGGCGACGAGAUGCUACAACAUCAGCGUUCACCAAUCAGAACCGCUGGGUUAAGCCAAUCAAUAACUACCACAGCAACUACAGCUUCUUCGUCCAAUAGCGUCUCAGCAAGUCAUCGGUCUCGUGAAGCUACUGUCAUAGCUGAUGCUGUGAGGAGAUUGAAUCGUCGAAUAUGCCUUGUCGAUCAAAUGGCCUAUGGAGGAGAUAGUGAAGAGAAUCCAGAAUUAAUCGAUAGUUCUGUUGAAAGAAUUAUUAAAUCCAUUUCAAGACCAUCAUUGCCACUUAUAAAAGUUUAUUCGGUUGGCAAUUGUAUUGCUUAUGCCCUAAUGGAAACGGAGGCAAAGGAUUCCCUUUCGAAACUUGGUGCAUUUACGGCAUUUCUCAUUAGACUUUUUGAAGAGUUAGAGAGUCAUUAUCUUCAGAAAUCUGGAGAAGAACAAAGAAAUGCCUACGAGACCUUUGCUUGCCGUCUUCAGAUUGGUCUUCAUGUAGGAGCCACGGUCAGCGGUGUAGUCGACGGUCCCCAAUUCCUUCUUCUCCACGAAACCCUGGAGUUUGCUCUUCGUCUAGCCACUUCCUCACCUCCCUCCCUAAUCGACAAGUCGAUAAUCAUCGCUUCGUCUGACUUUGUUGCCCACAGAGGUGGGGAGCGUCUUAUUGGACUGCAGGCGAUUGGUGUUAAUGGUUCAAGCGGUGAAAAUGACGCCUUUUUGUGGUGCAGUGAUGCUCAGCAUAUUUCGCGUCUCUCAUCCGUUAUGCGACCGGUAUUGAGUUCAGCCAUUCAACCUCCUAUUGUCAGAAAUAGGUCAAAGAAGACUGUGACCUCUCCCAAGUUCUCCCAUCCAAGAUCUACCACAUCGGCCAAUUCGAACGCAACACCACCUCCGCCACCACCUCCACCGCACAAACGCAAUUAUGCUACUGGCGAAGCUAGAUAUCAAAAUCAUAACUCCCCUCUCAUUUCAAACCGCAAUAGGAAGAUGUCUUCGCCUUUGCUUCCCCCAAGACAUGCCUCUCCUUCUUCUAAAUGGACUCAAAAUACCGUCUCAUUGGACGUCCAUGAAGAUAAUGUUGACAGAGCAUGUUUUGCGAUGGGUGAUGUUGAGAUCGUGAAUGGCUACGCUCAACCAACAACCCGUUUACUCGGAAACGCAGCCACGACGUCUCCAUACUGUGUCACGAAGGAUACAAGCGGUUAUUCCAAUCACACAAACCGACAGUCGGCUUUUGAAAUGCAUAAGAGAGGGACUAUUCUAAUUGAUGCCUCAAAAAAUCCCUUAAUGUCUCUCGAAAACGACUUCUUGGUCGUGGAAGGUGCUUGUGAACGAAUUGCUCAAAGUGAUGGAGUGACUUCUGUAUCAUCUAUGUCACCUAGUAACACAACUCAUCACCACAGCAACCCUCUGUACACCGAUAAUGAAUACUAUGAUGAGGAGGAUUUGAGCGUUGACGGAAUUGAUGAUAUGAAUGGAAUUAAAAAUCCUGAAGGCGUAUCAGACGGUGGACUAGAUGCUGGUUUGGAAUGGCUGCAAAGAGCUCCUAUGGUAGGGGAUUUCACCGUCUCAGUUACUUCAAAUGGAUCAAAUUAUCCAAACUACCGUCGACCGUCACCUCCUCCCUCUAAUCGAAGGCGAACGCUUUACGAUAGUUCAUUGGCUGUUGGUGAUUCGCCCUUAGGCAAUGAAAAUAAUGAAAAUCGCAGGAGAUUAUCAAUAAAGCAAAGUGACAACAAAUCAGUAUCAAUUGAUAUGUUGAGCACCUGUGUGGCACCCUCGGUCGGUUGUGAAUAUGAAUUCGAAGCAGUCACAACAGACUUCAGCGUCAAUGAAAACGACGGCGAUGACGUCGAUGAUUUUGACGAUGAUGAAAAUGAUCAUGAUCUAGAAAUGGAUGUAUCAGAAGCCAACAAUGAGGAAUCUCUUCUCCCAGAACCCAUAAAUGUUCCCCUACUCAUGGACACCUCCUGGAUGGCCUCUGCAGAUGGAGCUGGUCAGAUUCAUGAUGAUAACGACGGUGGCGCGUUAAAAGUGAAGCAAAAGAUGAGUGACUCAAUGUUGGUGGAGACCGGAGGACCUCUUGAAGAUGACUUCUCUGAAUUUUCGUCGUCAGCAGCUGCCCCGAUCGUCUCCGGAGUAAAUGAUGAUGCUUCCUCUUCAGUGAAUAAUUUGGUUACUUACACUACUGACGAAAAUCUCGACGAAGACUGUUCCGACUCUGCUUUUCUUCCUGUCUACUUCCCUCUUCCUGACCAAUCCUCCAAUCAGCGUGGACGUCGACUUCCAGAUGUCGCUCCUGUCAGUCUUCCUAAUUUUGGUGUGGGCAACACGGGUUUGCCUAUGGCCAAUCAAAUUCGAAAACCUUCCUCCCCUCCUCUUCUUAUGGACCUCACUUGUGUUCCACCAAUGGCAAAUUCAAAUACAUCUGACUUGGCUGAAUAUGAUAACCUUGAAAACGCUUACUCUUCACCACCGCAACCUGCAGUACAAGCAUCGAUUAUUAAUAAUCGAUUGCCGCUCAAUACUCCACAGCGCAGUGGGGGUUGGAGACCACGUGAUGCAAGAAACCAUCGAAAGGGUUGUGGGGGUUUCCAGUUGCUUGAAAAAAUCGAUCAGAAGGUUCGAGUCAAUGCAGAUAUAGUAGACGAGGCGAGAAGAAUCUGUCAAAGAUUACACGCCAUGGGUUGGGAAUCUGCAUUGUCUCUUCAAACUCACUCCUCUGAAUCUAAUCCUACUGAUCCAUUCUAUCGUCCUCAUCACGACGAUCCUUCUAGCAGAAAGCCAAAAGUGCUCUUGCCACCACCUCCACAGCUUUCGACUCGGAUUUCAAAGCGUGGUGCUGCUGAUUAUGUCAACUCUCAGAGUCUGUUGCGACGUUUGCAUGGAUUUGACAGUGGAACCGUCACAACCAUCACCUCUCAAAUUGAUGACGACCAGUUGACAGAUGAUGGCACCUUUGACAGCGAAUUCCUGGAGGAAGAGGAGGCAGCUGAUUUUGGAAAUAAUGGGGAAGAAAAUUGCGAGAGGUUCGAAAAUGGAAAGAAGGGAUCAAUGCUGGUAAUUUCAGAUCUCUGGUUCAACACUGGGCACCCGCGUUCCUUGAGCAACGAUUGCCUGCCACUUCAUGUUCCCGAGAUUGUCUACGGAGGAGAUAAAGAUAAGGAGAAAAAUCGAAAUAGGCGCCACAACGAUGGUGGUGUACUCGACCGAGACGUAAUUCUUCGUCGUGCAGCGAAUGUCAGAAAGUUCCUUCCUCCCGAGCUGCAUCCUUUUGUGAUGCCUGGCUGCUUCAGUAGUGUGUCUGCAACGACUACUUACGCAACUAGAAGCAGGGCAACCGUACUUUGUUCUACAAAGAAUGCACAAAAUGGGAAGUCGAAUGAACACCGCAGAGAUCAAAAGUGUAGACAUGUUCUCGUGGCUACCCGUGUAAAGGGAAUGAAGCGAUCGUCUAGUGAUCCUCUUCUCCCCAACUCCUCUGCAACGAAUUUGGACGUCAGUCUAAUUUGA
This is a messenger RNA of Rodentolepis nana, 4179 nucleotides long. The record is from the annotation of a GenBank genome assembly. Lineage: Eukaryota; Metazoa; Platyhelminthes; Cestoda; Cyclophyllidea; Hymenolepididae.